This is a messenger RNA of Archocentrus centrarchus (flier cichlid), 5724 nucleotides long. It is a transcript of the gene shank3a, whose product is annotated as SH3 and multiple ankyrin repeat domains 3a. The transcript is spliced from 29 exons. Gene Ontology annotation, cellular component: dendritic spine; postsynaptic density; postsynaptic membrane. The record is from RefSeq and is a predicted model, not a curated record. Gene Ontology annotation, molecular function: synaptic receptor adaptor activity; ionotropic glutamate receptor binding. The coding region runs from base 1 to 5589 and encodes 1862 amino acids. Lineage: Eukaryota; Metazoa; Chordata; Actinopteri; Cichliformes; Cichlidae.
AUGCCUCUGCGUCCGGCAGCCGGCAAACAUGAGCCACCGAGCCCUCCACGGCAGGACCAGCAGCAGCAGCAGCAGCUCACACACACACACUCACACACACACACACACCCUCACACCCACGCAGCAAACGGCAGCCAGGGGGCCAGCACUGACAGCAGCAGCUCCCGGGAAGAGGAUAGUGGUGUUCCUGUUCCUCACGGUGUUCUGGCUUUCCGUCCCGGUGCAGAGCGUAGCAACAGUGCAAGAGCACCCAUGGAGGAGCCGACAGGCAACACCGUGGUCAUCCGCAUUGGAAUCCCAGACUUACAGCAGACGAAAUGUUUAAAAUUCAAUGUGGAUGCUCCAAUCUGGCUGUCCAAGCAGCGAAUCCUGUGUACUCUCAACCAGAGCCUGAAGGAUGUACUAAACUAUGGCCUAUUCCAGCCGGCAUACAAUGGCAGGGCUGGCAAGUUUCUGGAUGAGGAGAGACGGCUAAGGGAAUACCCCUUCCCAUCCAUUGCUCCUGUACCUUACCUUGAGUUCCGCUAUAAAAGACGUGUCUACACUCAGACCUACCUGGAUGAAAAGCAGUUGUCCAAGCUCCACACCAAGGCAAACCUGAAGAAAUUCAUGGAGUAUGUGCAGCAGAGGAACACUGAAAAGGUCUCAAGGUUCUUGGAAAAAGGCCUUGACCCUAACUUCCAUGACCCAGACACAGGAGAAUGUCCUCUAACGCUAGCAGCACAGCUGGAGGGCUGUGCAGAGCUCAUCAAGGUGCUGAAAAGUGGCGGGGCACAUCUGGACUUCAGAACAAAAGAUGGCAUUACUGCUCUGCACAAGGCCGUGCGCAGCAAGAACCACACAGCGCUCAUAACGCUGUUGGACUUGGGUGCAUCUCCUGACUACAAAGACAGCAGGGGGCUGACUCCUCUCUACCACAGUUCAAUGGUAGGAGGAGAUCCCUACUGCUGUGAGCUGCUGCUGCACGAUCAUGCACAGGUGGGCUGUGUGGACGAGAAUGGCUGGCAGGAGAUACACCAGGCAUGCCGCUAUGGCCAUGUGCAGCAUUUGGAACACCUGCUGUUCUAUGGAGCUGAUAUGAGUGCCCAAAAUGCAUCUGGAAAUACGGCUCUGCAUGUGUGUGCCCUCUACAACCAGGAGAGCUGUGCACGAGUUCUCCUGUUCCGAGGAGCCAAUAAGGAGAUAAAAAACUACAACAGCCAGACGGCUUUUCAGGUGGCUAUUAUAGCUGGAAACUUUGACUUGGCAGAAAUCAUUAAGGUUCACAAAGCAUCAGAUGUUGUGCCUUUCAGGGAGACUCCCUCCUACACCAACCGUCGACGCGUAAUGCCUGGCCCCCUGCCUUCACCCCGUUCCUUGCUUCGCUCUGCAAGUGACAACAACUUGAACGGGGACCACGAUCACAUCCAUGCUCAACCACCCAGAGAAGUCCGUGGCCGACAGGGUCACUCCCCUGUCCCCUCGCUGCGCAGUCUGCCAGCUUUUGGGCAACAGCACAGCAGUCUUGGAGAGAGUCGUCAUGGAGAGAUCCCUGACAGCAGUCUCCAGAGUACUGGCAGCUCCAGAUCCUCCCAUUCCCGCUCGCCUUCACUACAUCACAUGCAUGAAGAUGACAAACCAGUUCCCAGACGAUCCCACAGCCACGGCUACCCUCAUGGGCAUGGCCCUCGUGGAAGACUCAGCCCUGGCUCUGUGCAGAGAGACCCUAGCCCACCUCAUCACACCCCUCCAGUUCUGUCAGGCUCCCGUGGGCCCAAACGGAAACUCUACAGUGCUGUCCCAGGACGUACCUUCAUAGUGGUCAAGCCCUACACGCCACAGGGGGAGGGAGAGAUCCAACUCAACCGUGGAGAACGGGUCAAAGACUAUGACUGUAAUGACGUAGAAGAGGAGCAUCUCUAUGAUGAGAUCAGCCGGGUGAACGAUGACUAUCUGGACUUAGAUGCUGACACUCCAUGCAGUGAAGAUGCUGAUGAUUGCUUUGUUGACACUGAUGAUGAAUAUGAUGAACAUGAAGUGCUGAGUAUUGGGAAAGGAGGUUUCUGGGAAGGCACAGUCAAAGGAAGGACAGGAUGGUUCCCAGCAGACUGCGUGGAAGAAGUCCAGAUGAGACAAUAUGAUCCACGACUAGAGACACGGGAGGACCGUACUAAGAGACUGUUCAGACACUACACUGUGGGAUCUUACGACAACUUCACCUCAUACAGUGACUAUAUCAUAGAGGAGAAGAAUGCUGUUUUACAGAAGAAAGAAAAUGAGGGGUUUGGCUUUGUCCUGCGGGGAGCCAAAGCCGAGACGCCCAUUGAGGAGUUCACCCCCACCCCGGCGUUCCCUGCCCUUCAGUAUCUGGAGUCCGUUGAUGUGGAGGGAGUGGCCUGGAGGGCUGGUCUAAGGACAGGGGACUUCCUCAUUGAGGUAAAUGGGGUGAAUGUAGUGAAGGUGGGCCAUAAGCAGGUGGUAUCCUUGAUCCGGCAAGGGGGCAACAGACUGCUGAUGAAGGUGGUUUCAGUCACUCGCAAACCGGAGUCUGAGGAAGUCGUUCGCAAGAAAGCUCCACCACCACCCAAGAGAGCUCCAAGCACCACCCUGACACUGCGCUCUAAGUCCAUGACCGCUGAGCUGGAGGAACUAGCUUCUGCUCGGAGGAGAAGAGGAGAGAGACUAGAUGAGAUGUUGGCAUCACAGGAGUCUAUGUUGCGUUCUCAGCCCUCGGAGGCAGAUUACAGAGCAGCCACUGUCAAACAACGACCCACCAGCAGGAGAAUAACCCCAGCAGAGAUCAGUUCACUGUUUGAGAGACAAGGAAUGACUCUACAUGGAGGUCUUCAUCCAGGGAUUGAGAGAGGUCAUAUACAACUACCAAAGGGCAUGUCCAGGACCAAGUCUUUUGGUGCCACUGAGGAGGAUCGGCUGUCUGCUCUUGCAGGCGAGCACCGAUUUCCCCGCAGUUCCUCUAUGACAGACAGCCUCCGAGACCACUCACAACCCCAUCCUAUUCCUCCACCUCCACAAACGGCACCUCCUCCUCCUCCUUACUACCUAGACACUGGUCCUCCCCCAGCUUUCUGCCCGCCUCCACCUCCAUCUAGAACACAGAGUCAGGGCCAUGAGCCUGCAGGACGUUCGAGCUUCAAGCCCUCCUCCUUGGACCUGCCUUACGAGGCCGCUCAGCGGCAGGCCACACACAUAGAGAGACAGAAGAAAGCACGCUCCAUGAUCAUCCUGCAGGAUUCUUCUCAUUUACCUGUUGAACCUACAGAAAUUCCACGACCUUCUGCUGCUACUCCACCUGAGCGAAUCAAAAGGAAGGGCCGGGUUAUUGACAACCCUUAUGCUAAUGUGGGUCAGUUUAGCAUUGGACUGUACACACCUACCAAGCCCCAAAGAAAGAAAAGUCCUCUGGUGAAACAGCUACAGGUGGAAGAUGCACAAGAAAAAGCUAGUUUGGCCUUAGCUGCUGCCCACUCACGUGAGAGCUCACCCUCAGGACGACAUCCACAUACUUACGGGCACACACACACCAGCCGUGCAGACUACUAUCAGCAGCAGCUGAUGGCUGAGCGAGAACGUAUGCGUGCCCAAGGAGAGAUGAUGUUUCAGGGCAAGGGCCCCUUUGCCGCUGCAAUUGCUGGAGCUGUAAAGGAUCGUGAGCGUCGCCUAGAAGAACGGAGGAAAUCCACUGUCUUCCUUUCCGUUGGGACCAUGGAGGGGGCAUCUACCACCAGCUCUGAUUCGCCCUCUCUAACUCAAUCUCACUCCAUCGAUGAACGGAUGCUGACACGAGAGCUGGGACAGUUGCCUCCCCCUGCCUUGGCUCUGAGCCCCUCACCUAGUGGGACCACCUUUAUCCAUCCACUUACAGGAAAGCCUCUGGACCCCAAUUCACCACUGGCUCUUGCGCUGGCCGCAAGGGAGAGGGCACUGACCUCCCAGAGCCAGUCCCCAACUAGUAGCCCAGAGCCUCGGACUAAACAAGAGCAAGUAGGCCAGGGUGUAAUAUUCAUUGACACUCAGACCAAAGAGUCUCCACGUGGGGAGGGGGCAGCUACAUCUCCCCCCUUUUCACCUAAAAGCGCCAAGGCAGCGGGGUUUGGGGUUGGAUCCUCCCCAGUAUCAAUUUUAUCCUCACAGCCCACCAAGCCACAGUGGGCUACAUCUUCGUCACCUGUAUCAUUCCGGCAAGAGAUGGAGGCCAGAAUAGAGGAGAGGAAGGAGGAGAAGAGAUUAGAGGAUAAAAAAAGUAUGUUGAUCAGUAUUAUGGAUACAUCACAGCAGAAGACAGCAGGGCUAAUCAUGGUCCAUGCAACCAGUAAUGGACAGGCUGUUGGAGUGGAUUCAGAACAAGAGCAAACACUUGCCCCAGCCUCCAUGGAGCCCAGUAAAUCACCAAGUCCACGCGCUAAAUCCCCCAGUCCCACUGUCUCCCAGCCCCAGGCCCAGCUCCAGCUCCAAGCUCAGCCCCAGACCCUACCCCAAGCUCAGCGUCCUGCCAGUCCAGUCCAAGAGAAGGGUUUGGCUCAGGGAAGCUCAGAGGAGGAUGUGGAUCCAUACACAGUGACCCUGCCCCCUGCCAUGUUAUCCUCCAGUGAUGAGGAAACAAGAGAGGAGCUACGUAAGAUUGGAGUUGUUCCACCACCGGAUGAGUUUGCUAAUGGGCUACAGGCACAGGGGGUGCCAGUGUCUCCAGCUAAACCUGCCGUGUCUCCUGCCGCCCCUGCAACACCAACGCCACAAACACCCUCAACCCCAAUAAUCCCAACUGUAACCCCCACUCAGCCUCCCCAACCCCCACCUCCGCCCAGUGCAGCAGCUGUCUCAGGGAAGCCCUCUGACCCUCUGGAGCCCCCACCGGUGGGUGAAUCUGGCUCUGCGGCUGACUCAGGCGUGGAGGAAGCUGACACACGCAGCUCCAGCGAGAGAGAGCGAGACCACCAUCUCGAGACCACCAGCACCGUCUCCACGGUUUCCAGCAUGUCCACAUUGUCCUCAGAAAGCGGCGAGCCUGCCGACACACACACCACGCACACCUCCUAUGCUGACGGGCAGACUUUUGUGCUCGACAAGCCGCCAGUGCCUCCUAAGCCCCGAAUGAAAUCCCAGAUAGGAGGCAGUAAAGGCCCCGUCACUUUCAGGGACCCUCUGCUGAAGCAGAGCUCUGACAGCGAGCUGCUAUCACAGCAGCAGGCUGCUGCCCUGGCUGCUGCUGCAGCUGGAGGAGCUGGGCUCCCCCCAGGUGGUUCAGCCUCAGUGACUGGUCUAGCCCCCACCAAGCCACGCUACCUCUUCCAGCGGAGGUCCAAGCUGUGGGGGGACCCAGUGGAGCCCCGUGGGCCAGGGGUAGGGCUAGGAAUUGGGAGUUUGGGAAAUCUUGGUGGGCUGGGACUGGGGCUGGGUGCAGAUGAGGGAGCCAAACCAUCUGUUAUGGGAGAGCUCAGUUCACGACUACAGCAGCUAAAUAAAGACACUAGAUCACUGGGAGAGGAACCGCUGGGAGCAUCACUUGAUCCAGGGAGGAAGUCACCUGUGGCAGGUGCCAGAACUGACUGUGCGCCCAGGAGGGCAGGACGACUGUACUUUUCAGCAGCCUAGGUGAGCUCCACACCAUCUCUCAAAGAAGUUACGGAACAACAUACACCAUCCGCCCUGGCAGUCGCUACCCCAUCACCCGACGCACCCCUAGCCCAGGUUCAGGCUCACCUGAUCGGGGUGACCCUCUUGGACGAU